This is a messenger RNA of Esox lucius (northern pike), 2776 nucleotides long. RefSeq names its product SET and MYND domain containing 4 (gene smyd4). The transcript has 10 exons. The coding region runs from base 182 to 2650 and encodes 822 amino acids. The record is from RefSeq and is a predicted model, not a curated record. Gene Ontology annotation, molecular function: protein binding. Lineage: Eukaryota; Metazoa; Chordata; Actinopteri; Esociformes; Esocidae.
CCCACGAGUAUAUUCCGAGGGGCAUCUUUAGUCUAAUGCUCAAUAAAGUAGUUACACUGAGUUAUACCACUAUUUUGCACUCAAGUGGCGUCAGAAUUUUCCAGAAAACACCCCUUAAGCGCAAUACUACUUUUUUCUCUCGCUGAGCUCGUAUAGAUAUUCUCUUUACACUGUUCACAGAAUGGACUUACCGUGUUUUGAGUGGCAACAGCACGUCAAGCAGAAAUGGAACCGACUCACACCAGAUCAAAAUAAACAUUUUGUGUCCCUAUUAGACAUAGAUGAGGUCUUUGACUUUGGUCUUUCUCAAGUAAGCAAAGAGGACACAGACUUUCUGUCAAGCAUUUCUAAGCGCUACCCUGUCCAGAAGGAUCUAGAGCAAGCCACUAGAUGUAAGGAGAAGGGAAAUGCCAACUUUAAAGCCAGGGACUACACUGCUGCAGCUCUGCUCUACUCACAGGGUGUGUGUCAUGCCUCUCAGUCAUCAGAGCAGCUGUCUCUGUGCUAUGCCAACCGUUCUGCUGCCCUGUUCCACUUGCAGCUCUACAAGGAGUGCCUCUGCGACAUCGACAGGGCCCUGAAGCACGGCUACCCCAGUCACCUGCAGCACAAACUCCAGGGCAGAAGAACACAGUGCCUUAACCACCUCCCCGACCGGUUAGAGGGGCUGAACCAACCUAAACAGGGGGCAGGGGUCAAGGUUGAGGGAGUGAGCAGCGGAAACAGGGAGGCAAAACUCCCAGACUCCCAUCAGCAUCGGUACGGAAGUGCUCCCGUGUCGUGUCUCUCCCCUCACGUGUCUGUCUGCUUUAGCCCCGGGAAAGGACGACACCUGGUGGCCAAUGAGGGAAUCGCGGCAGGCGAAGCGAUAGUGGAGGACUGUGCUUACAGCUGUGUGCUCAUACCGGGGAUGGAGGGCGGGGGCUCGUUUGGGACGGAGGAGAGGCUCUGUCAUUUGUGUUUGGGGGGUACGCUGGGGUCCCUGCCGUGUGAGGGGUGCAGCUACGCGCGAUACUGCUCAGAGGGCUGUCGCCACGCGGCGUGGGAGAGCCACCACCGCUUGGAGUGUCCGGUUGGAGCCGAGCUCAGGGCUGCGGGGGUGAUGUCACAGCUGGCACUGAGGAUGUGUCUGAAGGCGGGGCUCAAGGAGGUGCUGAAAGCGCGGGAGCCGACUCGAGAUGAGGACCGCGUUCAUAAACCUGUCGGAGGGAAGGUUCGUCCCGGGAACGCGGGUUCUAAGGCCGACGCGGAAAACGUCGCCCCAGAGGAGGAUUCUGGUGCCCCCUCAGCGCGUUACCAUGGCGACUCCUACCUUAGCAUCUACCACCUACUGCCUCACCUGAGCGGCCACACCCCCAGCAUGCGCUACCUAUGGUCCAUUACCGUAGCAACACUCUGCUUACGGCUCUGUCAGGUGGGACCUCCUCCUACAUCCUGGGAGAGGGGUGGAGCCUGUGACAAUAAGAGAUUUCAGGGCCAGGCGGGAGAGGAAGAGAGUGGGGUCUGGAUUCAGAAGCUAAGCCUGCUGGGAAGUGUAGUUCUGAGACACUUGCUACAGCUGCAGUGUAAUGCUCAGGCAGUGAGCCUGCUCAGAGAUACAGGUGAACUUACUGCUGUGCAGACCAGCCAGGAAGUGCGUAUUGCCACGGCAGUAUUCCCCACGCUGAGUAUUCUGAACCACUCCUGCUAUCCCAACACCAGCCUCAUCUUUAGGACCGCUCAACCGGGCUCCCCCAAACCUCGCCUGGACUCGGGUUCUGCACUGAUCACUGAACCUCGCCUGGACUCAGGUUCUGGACUGAUUACUGAACCUCGCCUGGACCCGGGUUCUGCACUGAUCACUGACCCUCGUCUGGACUCGGGUUCUGCACUGACAUGUAGCAUGUGUCCUGCUUGGGUAUCAGUCACUGUCAGAGCAUCCAGAGACAUCGCUCCUGGACAGGAGGUCCUCCACUGCUAUGGUCCCCACAGCAGUAGGAUGGGGUUGUGUGAGCGUCGACGCCUGUUACAGGAGCAGUACCACUUCCUGUGUGUCUGCCAGGCCUGCUGUCUGGAACAGGGGGAGGGGCCAGGUGGUGGAGGGGGUGUGGCAACCACAGUGGCGCAUUUGCUGUGUGGGAGGUGCCAAGGACCUGUAAAGCCAGGAAGCGAGGGGUGGUGUGUGUGCAAGCGGUCCUCAUGUGCUCACCGCGCAUCUCGCUCAGAACUGGACCAGAAACUGCGGGAGGUUAAAGUUCAACUGGAACAGGCAGUGGACCUCCUGGAGACAGAGAAACCAGACCAGUCAGUGAGGAUGUUACAGAGGGCCACGUCUGAGGCUGAUCUUUUCCUCACCGAGACUCAUCCUCUUCAAGGACAACUGGCCGAUGCCACGUCCCGAGCAUAUGCCACUAUGGGUGAUUGGCGAGCGGCAGCGACCCAGUUGGAGCGUAGUGUUGUAGCCAUCUGCUCCCAGUACGGAGAGGACAGCAUUGAACUGGGAAGGCAGCUCUUUAAACUGGCCCAGCUGCACUUCAAUGGCGGUAGUCCGGGUCCAUCCCUCUCGGUGAUCCCCAGGGCCAGAAGACUGCUGUCCCUCCACUGUGGGCCACACUGCCCUGAGGUACAGGAGCUACAGGCCAUGGAGGACUGUCUACAGGGGGCGCUGUAACCUACAAUGCAGGAGCAGAAAACCCGCUGUCACUGUCAAAAUAUGUUCGUAAAGCAGAGUGUAUGAGAGAGAAGCCAGAGAUUGUCGCACCAUUAUUAUUGUUUCUAAUAAAGAGGAAUGAAAGCC